AUGAUUCCUCAAACUUGGAAUGAAUUUCUUGAUUUUAUUAGUGAUGGUUUACAUAAUGAACUUGACAAACCUCUAAUUAGCUAAUUUUUAAAGAUACCAGAUUAAAGCAUGACAUCUUUUUAAAUUAUAUAAUAUUUCAGCUCAGAUUUUCAAAAGUAUAAAACUAUUUUAGCAAUUUAGAGCAAAAGCUAAGAGAAAACAUAAAUGGGGAAACAAAGAAAAGUAUUUCUUGAUAUGGUGUAUCUCAAAAUUGAUGGAAAAGCUUCAAAUCAAAUUUCAUGAACUUGUAAGUCUUUUUUACUUAUAAACAUUGUAUAGUAUUAAAGGAAAGUCUUUAAGAUACUCUCUAGUAUUUUAGGUAUCUCAGAAGAAUUCUUACUAAUUAAAUGGUUGAGCCUUCUGAAUUAUAAACUUAAAGAACAGCCUUGGAAAUAAGAAGAAGAUGAUUUACUAAUUAACCUUAGAUAGUAUUAAUUUUUAUUUGAGUAGAUAAUACUCAGGACCAAAGGACUGGAUAAAAAUUGCAGUGGAAUUUAUAAUAAGAAGUUAAACAGUAAGGUAUCCAAAAUAAAUCCGAGAGCGAUUUAAUAAUGUUAUCAAUCCAAGCAUAAAUAAGUAACCAUUAUAUCAAUAUAGAAACGAAUUCAACUAAGAUGAAAUACUUAUCAUAAUUAGAGAAGCUCAGAAAAACAAUAAAAAUUGGGCUGGAAUUUCUAAAAUAUUACCUGGUCGAACAGAUAAUUAGAUUAAAAAUAUCUACAACUCUAUUGUGAGAAAAAUUUAAAAUGAAAUAGGAUUUGUAAGUAUUUAAUAUAAUAAGAAGAAUUCUGAUAAUAAGGUAGACGAAUAAGAAAUUCUUAAUCUAAUUAUCCAAUAUAAUAAUUUUGAUCCAAUACUCAUAUCAUCUAUUAUAGAAGAAACAAAAAGAAAGAAACUUUGUGUCAAAACUGAAUCAAGUUCUGAUAAUUCUUAGACUUCUGAAAUGAGUGUUAAAAAUGUUCCUAUCUAAAUGGCCUACCCUUAUAUUAAUAAUUAACCAUUCAAUUUUCAAAAUAUCUAUUUUUCCUACACUUAAUUCUAUCUAUUACCAUAUUAUUAGCCAUUAAGAAAUUCAAUGUAUAAAUAAACCUGA
This is a messenger RNA of Paramecium pentaurelia, 1132 nucleotides long. NCBI's taxonomy places the organism in Eukaryota, Ciliophora, Oligohymenophorea, Peniculida, Parameciidae. The record is from the annotation of a GenBank genome assembly.